UUUCGCUCUCGCGAGAUUGCGCUCCUCCACUGCCGCCGUUCGUUUCAAUCACACACUUUCAACAUGGCGUCCGACGGACCACCGGGUACCGAAACUCUCCCGACCGAGUUGGGGAAUGCUAUCGGGGCUUUGACGACAUGGAGCAACCCAGAGCUCCAGGCCAAGCUCGCGGAACUGGGGGCGCCGACGAUGGGUCCCAGAGAAGAGUUGAUAGACAGACUGAAGAACUACAUGAUGCAGACUGGAAUCCUCCUCAGCAAGCACGGCGAUGACAAGCCAAUGAGUUCACAGAUGCCAGGAAUCCCUCCUUUGCCCCCGAUGCCCAUGCCGCCCUUGCCUCCAGGUAUGGGCAUGCUUCACAUGAUGCCUCCUCCCCCUGGCAUGCACAUGGGCAUGGAGCCCCCGGGCAUUCCUCCUCCCAACAUGUCACAAGACGACCCGUGGAAGAUAGCCGCCAUGGUGCUGCAGCAGGAGGAAAGGGUCAAGCACCAGGGUGAUGAACAUGAUCUUCUGGAGCAGCAGAAAAGGGCUGCAGUGCUGCUGGAACAAGAGCGUCAGCAGGUAAUUGUCAAAAUUGGGAACUAUGCCUCCAGUCAACUCAGUCUGGAUCCCCGUUCUAUGCCCUCUGCUGUGACCAUGUUGCCUCCUCAAAAACAGAGAGUGCCACCUCCUCCAGGAGAAGACAGAGAGAUGUGGCAGAAUGAGGAGGUAACCCUUGGUGGUCCUAAGAUCCCACAGGCUCUGGAAAAAAUCCUGCAGCUGAAGGAGAUCAGACAGGAGCAGCUCACUGAUGUCACAGGAUUUGAUGAAGACGACGGAGCAGACAUGGACAACAUGUCUGGUACAGUCAUGUCUGAGACAGAAGAUGACGAUGGCCAGCUCUCUAAAAAAGAUAAAAACCGCCGCCGCAGGAACCGCAAGAAGAAGAGUAAGAAGAAGCGAGCUCAGGAGAAGAAGGAACAGCAGGAGGAGGAAGAGCAACAACAACAGGAGCAACAGAAAAAGAAGGAGGGUGGGGAGAAGGAGAAAGAGAAAAACAAGGAGAAGGAACCAGAGGUUGAGAUCGAGUAUGUGACGGAGGAGCCUGAGAUUUACGACCCCAACUUCAUCUUCUUCAAGAGGAUCUUUGAAGCGUUCAAGCUGACAGAUGAUGUGAAGAAAGAGAAGGAGAAGGAGCCCGAGAAGGCGGAGGAGCAGAAAACGAUGGUGCUGCGGAAAAAGGGAUUUGAGCUGGAAAGGAAAGACAGCGACGACAGUGAUGAGGAAACUCGAGCAGACAUUCCUAAACUGUCCAAGAAGAAGCUGAGGAGGAUGAACAGACUGACGGUGGCUGAACUCAAGCAGCUUGUGGCUCGUCCAGAUGUGGUGGAGAUGCAUGAUGUCACCGCACAAGAACCCAAACUUCUCGUCCACCUGAAGGCCACCAGAAACACAGUGCCUGUGCCGCGUCACUGGUGCUUCAAGAGAAAGUAUCUGCAGGGCAAGAGAGGAAUAGAAAAGCCUCCGUUUGAGCUGCCGGAGUUCAUCAGGAGAACAGGAAUCCAGGAGAUGAGGGAGGCUCUGCAGGAGAAGGAAGACGCCAAGACCAUGAAGACCAAAAUGAGAGAGAAGGUUCGUCCCAAGAUGGGAAAGAUUGACAUUGACUACCAGAAACUCCACGACGCUUUCUUCAAGUGGCAAAGCAAACCUAAGCUCACCAUCCAUGGCGACCUUUACUACGAGGGUAAGGAGUUUGAGACUCGUCUGAAAGAGAAGAAACCUGGUGAUCUGUCAGAUGAGCUGCGUAUCGCUCUGGGAAUGCCUGUUGGACCUAAUGCCCACAAGGUGCCUCCUCCCUGGCUGAUAGCCAUGCAGAGGUAUGGACCUCCUCCCUCUUACCCCAACCUGAAAAUCCCAGGACUCAACUCACCCAUUCCAGAAAACUGUACUUUUGGAUAUCACGCAGGAGGUUGGGGUAAGCCUCCCGUCGAUGAGAUGGGCAAGCCUCUGUACGGUGAUGUGUUUGGGACUCAUGCCUCAGACUUCCAGGCUAAAGCUGAUGACGAGGAGGUGGACCACGCGCCAUGGGGAGAGCUGGAGCCAUCUGAUGAGGAGUCCUCAGAAGAAGAGGAAGAGGAGGAGGAGAGCGACGAGGAAAAACCAGACGAAACAGGUUUCUUCACACCAGCAGACAGCGGACUCAUCACUCCUGGAGGCUUCUCCUCGGUUCCUGCAGGCAUGGAAACGCCAGAGCUGAUUGAGCUGAGAAAGAAGAAGAUCGAGGAGGCCAUGGACGGAAACGAUACGCCUCAGCUCUACACCGUCCUCCCAGAGAGGAGAACAGGUCCAGUGGGAGCAGCCAUGAUGGCCUCCACACACAUCUACGAAAUGUCAGGGUCCAUGGCCGGGCGUAAGACGGGUGGAAGCCAGGAGUCUCAGGGUGUGGAGGUGGCCCUGGCCCCAGAGGAGUUGGAGCUGGACCCCAUGGCCAUGACCCAAAAGUACGAGGAACACGUGAGGGAGCAGCAGGCUCAGGUGGAGAAGGAGGACUUCAGCGACAUGGUGGCUGAACAUGCAGCCAAACAGAAGCAAAAGAAGAGGAAGGCUCAGCCACAGGACACAAGAAGUGGCGCAAAGAAAUACAAGGAAUUCAAGUUCUAGAACAGAACCGCUGCGAUUGAGAGGAGGAGCCAGAGCCACAACAGGAAGUGAAAGGGGAAACGGCACUGUCGGAAGAUUCAGAUUUCAGCAUCAACAAGAACAACAACAACAGUCUACUUUUAGACCAGUUUAAAUGUGUUUAGGUCCUUUUUUAAGAAUUAAAAACCCUGUAACUGUAAUCAUGUGUUGCAUCUAUUGUGGUUUAAUUUUCAUUUUCCCCUGUUUUUGUAAAUAAAUGAGAUGACAACAGUAUGUGCUGUUAAAA
Molecule: messenger RNA, 2905 nt
Organism: Cynoglossus semilaevis (tongue sole)
Lineage: Eukaryota; Metazoa; Chordata; Actinopteri; Pleuronectiformes; Cynoglossidae
Gene: sf3b2
Product: splicing factor 3b, subunit 2
Exons: 22
Coding region: 64-2640 (858 amino acids)
Cellular component (GO): U12-type spliceosomal complex; nucleus
Source: RefSeq, a predicted model, not a curated record